AUGACCGCCAAACACCCCUUCUUCCCGCGCCAUAACCAAAACCCAGCCCCGCAAACCCAAGACCCACCAUCCCCCAUCCCCACCCCCAAAACAAACCACAUCCGCCAAAAAAGCUUCAAUAUCCCCUCCCUCAUAUCCCGCUACUCCUCCUCAACAACACCACCACAAUCCCCACCACACCACCCCUCCCCAACCCCCUCCUCCAAAGGAAAAGAAGAAGAAUCCCCACCCUACACAACCCCCCACAUAGGAGAACCCUGCACCCUAUCCUCCCUAGACCACCUCCUCACCUGCACCCACAAAAUCCUCACCACAACCCCUAUCCCGGAACCCUGUGCUCGAAAUUGCCAUGUCCGCGUCCUAAGACCCGAUUAUGCGCAACCUAGGGAUUUGGAUUCUGGGUUUGUGUGUUUUGCUUGCUUGACCUCUUCUACAAAUUCGAAUCUUUCGGGCGGGGGGGAAGUGGUGGUGGUGGAUAUUGUGCGGAAACUUCGUGAGGCUUGUGAAGGGUUGAGAAUUUCUAGGCCGCUUUGGAUUGAGGGGGAACGGUUUCGGGUUGCUGUUGAGGAGGUUUUGAUGGGGGGAUUGGGGGGCGAGAAAGAAGGAGCUCCUGCUGAGGGGGUGUUGUCGGGGAAAAAAGAUGAUGUGAGAGUUGAUGAGGAGCGGAGGGGUAGUACUGCCAGGAAAUUGGAGUUUAAAAUCCCGAGGUAUAGUGGUGUUGUGGGAAGGAUGCGGAGGAUGACUUUGGGGGAGGGGUUGAAGAAGGAUUGA
Molecule: messenger RNA, 771 nt
Organism: Ramularia collo-cygni
Lineage: Eukaryota; Fungi; Ascomycota; Dothideomycetes; Mycosphaerellales; Mycosphaerellaceae
Exons: 1
Coding region: 1-771 (256 amino acids)
Source: RefSeq, a predicted model, not a curated record